UCUGCCCGCCCCGGCCUCCCAAAGUGUUGGGAUUAUAGGCAUGAGCCACCGCGCUUGGCCGCAAAGUACUUUUAGAUGUGCUUUAGGCGGCACAUAGGAACUCCCUCACACUCAAAUACCCUCAAGCCAUGGAGCAGCGGGACCGGCCACGUCAGAUUUCGUGUCGACGGGCAUGUAGUGGGUAGAGGAGAGCUGGGAGUCAUCUGCUCAGAGUGUCUGGGGGCCCCAAGUGCAGGCUAGGAAUGGAGAAUCAGGGCCAGGGCAGGGGCUCUGUGAGCACACGUCAGAGGGACUAAGGAUUUGGACUCUCCACCCCUCCCUUGGGUUGUCUGGCCAAGGUGUGCUGAGGAUUUGGUUUAGAUGAUGCCUCUCUGCAGAAACACCCAGUGGUAAUGCGUGUUCUCAUCUCUGAAUCACAGGUGGUGCCGAUCGUGGCUUGUCCCAUCCAAGGUCAUGGUCAUCUUGACUCCUUGAUUAGGUGGAGAUUGAAGCCUUCUCUGUUGUUGACUUACUCUUUUCCCUUUUAUAGUAAAUAAAGGAAAGUAUUUAGAGACUAUGUGUUCUCUCUAAAGGUCAACCAGUGACAACCUGUUAGAUUCUGUCUCUCCACCGCACAAAACUCCUGAGUCUCCCAUCUCACGACGUGUGUAAGCUGAGACCUUUACCCUUCCUAAUAACUGGCUCCCAGGCCUCCCAUUGCCUCUCUGAGACUGUCUCCUGCUAUUCUCCUUCUCCUCCUCCACCAAGUGGGGAGGUACUUUGAGACCACAUAGGCUUUCAGCUGUGCGGUCAUUUACUUCUAUCAGUAGGGACACAAAGACUCUUGGAUUCGUAUUGUAUUCAAUGGGUCGUAAUCCAGUAUUAUCACUAUUUUGAUGUCCAAGUCAUUUAUAGUUUGCCUGGUGGGUGGGAGCCUCUGUGGGCUGGCCCCUGUGUCUUUUUGUUACAUACCCAUUGUUCUGUGAGUGCUCUCUUACUUUCUGGCCAAAAAGAAGAGAUUUCAGGCUCAUUGGGGGUGACUCCAAUGACAUCUUUGAUUAUUAACACCACUCUGGGAGGUGGACUCCUUGUCCCCUAGGAUGUCGCUGGGUCAGUAAGAGCCUGGGUAAAAGCCCCCUCACCGCAGGGACUGGAAGCCAGCUCCCCCCGCUCCAAGGACAGAGCUGGGAGUAUCUCUGUGUGUGUGUGUGUGUGUGCACUGGUGCGUAUAUACACAUUCACAUCUACUUUGAUUUCUAGAUGUAUCUGCAUCUCUAGAUUGGAAACUGUGAGUCACACCAAUAUCUGAUUCUUGUCUUCCAACACAGGGCUUACUAUAACGCUCCCCUUUCUAGACUAGCAAGCUCCUCCCCAAUGGAAAGGAAGGUGGCUCCCAUUUUUCUUCUCACAGAUCCUUAUGCUCAAUCUUCCUGUGCAUAACCAAUCUUCUGUCACCUCUCCACUGCUAUGGCCAUCCUCUCCCCUGUACAUUUAUCUGUGUUUCUAAGGCUGUUGCCCAAGGCUGAGGUUCUCUUACCUAGAGUUUCCAUGGCCACUCCUGCUUUCUCCUGAGUGUCCUCCCAGGGCUGCCAGGGAGUCCUCCAGGAUGAACAUACACCUGUGAUGCUUUUUCCUUUUUGCCGGUUAGAGCCCCCUAUGACCUUGGAGUCCAGCCCAGCUCAGUACCAGGGCCUCCUCCCUUGUCACUGCUUUGUGUAAUUCUGCUCACCACCCUGUCCUUGCUUCUUGAGCCCUGUCUACCCUCAGCGUCCCAACACAGCUGUGCAUUAGCCACCCAGCCUUUGGCCAGUUCACCAAAAACACGGUGCCUUACCACCUUUGCCUCUCCUCACCUCUUUUCCUGUCUGGAAAGUGCCUGCUUCUGCUUCAAGUCACAGCCCACUCGUCGAGUUCUUCCCAUGAUCUGGGGACUCCGUGCCCCCUCUUAAUGCUGUGUGUAGAUCGUCCCUCUGGGAGGGGCGGGGUGAGCCAGCCGCUGUAUUUCCUCUGACAUCAAGUACACACGCUGCUCACAUAUCUGUGGGUGAAUGCAGGAUCGUGUGUGGGAAUGGACGCAUAGGAGCAGCCUCCAGUUUCCAAUGACAAAACAGGGGCAUGAGUGGCCCCUCAGUUCUCUCCCAGGGAACCUUGUACUUGGUGUUAAAGUCUGACUCAUGGAAGGGCUCAUGUCCCCAGUUCCAGCUGGGUUUCCAAUCCAGGUUGAGAUGUAGCCUCUCUUCCUGAUGCCUGGUUUGCUGAUGUCUGCCUUAGCUGUCUGGAAUCCAUCCUCCCAGGGAAGAACCUUGUUUUGUUCCUGGGAAGAACCUCGUUUUGUUCCUGGGAACCAGGUGCAGUCAGAAGCUAGAGUGAGACAACCCGGCCAGUAAAAAGCACAGAGGACUGUGGCAAAGCAUGAAGAAAAUCGGAAGCUGGGUAGCAGCAUAGAGCUCACUGUGGCCUUAAGAUGGAGUGAGGCCAGUCUGCCACUCAAGUUUUGAGGUGAGGGUCUGUGCCUGGAGGACUUGGCCCCCACCUGCCCUGGCUUCUGAGUCCCUUUGCAUCCCCAGACCCUCAGCUACAGCUUACUUCUGGGAGGACUCAGAAGGGUGUGGUUUGAGACAGGCAGUGAACACCAGUGUUGAUGCGGUAGAAAUACAGCAAAGCAGAAUGUUUUCAUUCCUGCACCAGUGUUUAUUGCUCCUGUUUGGUGCUGUGUGUGGAAAAUCCCAGACAAGGUUAGGACUUCCUAUUGGAGGCACAAGACUUAUGACCACACUAGAGGGUCAGGGCCCCAACCAUCCUUGGGUGGCUCAGCCAUGGAGGAUGAUUAACCAGUCUGGGAGGUCAGAUGGGAGGCGGAUCUUCAACUGAGCCCAGGACAGCGGUUUUCAGCCAGAAAGGAGAAUGGGAGAAGCCCCAGCCAGAAGAAUUAACCUCAAGUCUGCACACUUUUAAGAACAAGGCCUUUAAAAAAUCCAAAGUGUGUGGAGUUUGCAAACAAAUUAUUGAUGGUCAAGGUAUUUCAUGCCGAGCCUGCAAGUAUUCCUGCCACAAGAAAUGUGAAGCCAAGGUGGUGAUUCCCUGCGGUGUACAAGCCCGACUGGAACAGGUAAGACCUUUGCAUUUCUUUGGCUCCAUUGUUCUAUCCUGUGGGACUAAGUCCUUGAAGCUGGGCCCUCUUUGGGGAUCUUUUGGCUUCCUCGAGUAUCCAUGCCCUCCCUUUGACCUCUAGCUUUCAUUCCCAAGACUCUCUCUGAGGACCUUUGACCAUGCUGCACUGGCCAUUUGCAUGGUUUUUUAGAGAAGAGGAUCCGCUGCACCUUUGCGGGAGCUGCCUUUCUAUCAGUAAUAGUUACCUUCGGGGCGAAUCUCCCCAGGCUGAGUUUCCUUGGCUAUAAAGUGAAGACAGCACAAGUCUGUUGUCUUAGUGAUAAAAACCUGGAUAGUGAGGGUGCCUGGGUCGCCGGGUGGCAGUGGACAAUGUAGUGUAGUGGUUUGUAGACUGACAUCCAACUCUACUGGGUGUGUGUGUGUGUGUGUUCAAAUCAGAUUGAUUUGUAAAUACAAUAGCACUUUCUGUUUGGCUUGUGAUUAGGCAAAUUUAAAUUGCUGUCUGCUUUUCAAAUGCAGCUCCUUGGAAGGUCGUGGUACCUCCUGGUGUUUUAUUUGCCUCCUCCCUUUGGAGCUAAGGGGGUGAAGCUUUGUUUCUGAGGGCUUAUUAGCAGCUUGCAGGAUAACUGAAAGGCUCACUGUGCCUAGACAGUAGGACACAGGACCCUCUUCUCUCACUGCAAAUCAGAAGCGACUCCCUGGGAGGGAGAUGGGAAGCUGCGUCUUGCUGCUGGGGAAGUGUGUGCAGGUUCGGGCCUCCCCGGUGGGGUAGGGAAACAGGUGGGCCGUGGUUCCUCCUGGACGUCUGUCAGGUGUGCUGUUGCCCAUACUUCUCAAGCAGGGCAGGGCUUUCUGCCCUUGGCUCCCCCUAGCUUCGUCGUACACAGAAUCUGGGGUGUUGUGCUGGAGAUUUGGCAGUCUUCUGGGUUGUGAGCCUGGUGACCUCCAGACAUGGAACUGGCUAACUGCCUCUGUCUUGUGGUGCAGUAGGACAUCCUUCCCCAGGCUCGGCCAGCGGCGCCUGUGUGGCAGCUUCCCUGCUCUGAUGAAGUCGAGAUCAGAUCCUGGCUGCAGUGACUGGGCUCUGCUCUUGCCCCCUGCCCUCCUGAGCCUUGGUUUCCUCCUUAAGCCAUUGGGCAUGGGGGUGGCUCUCCAACCUCAUCACUUGAGUGGCCGGGCCCUGCCCUCUCCCCCUGCCGACCUGAGCCUCAGUUUUCUCCUUUACGCAGUGGCCAUAGGGGUGCUCUCUAACCUAGCUGUGGACGAAAGAAGAGGGACUAUGGGCUCAGGCCUGUCACAGAAGCCUGGUCACAGGCAGGGUGCCCUUAUUAUACUCCUUUUAAUGCUGUCACGUGGUGUGGUCUCUUCGCUUCUGGAAGAGCACAGUAUGCAUUUGAGGUCAUAGGAACAUUAAAAAAAAAUCUCACUCAGAAACCUAAAAUACUGACAAACUUUGAAAAACAUGUUGCAGCAUCAAGAGCUGAGGCCAUCCGGGGUGGGCGCCUGCCCGGCCGUCCUUGCUGGCCUCGGCUGUGUCCCCAGGUCUGUGGUCCACUCUCACUCCAUUCUUCUGUAGCCCUCACCGCCGA
Chlorocebus sabaeus (green monkey) is the source of this 4679-nucleotide messenger RNA. Lineage: Eukaryota; Metazoa; Chordata; Mammalia; Primates; Cercopithecidae. The record is from RefSeq and is a predicted model, not a curated record.